Striga asiatica is the source of this 624-nucleotide messenger RNA. NCBI's taxonomy places the organism in Eukaryota, Viridiplantae, Streptophyta, Magnoliopsida, Lamiales, Orobanchaceae. The record is from the annotation of a GenBank genome assembly.
AUGGACAAUAGUCUUCCCAUUGGGAUAAACUGCAAAGACGCUAGUUCCUAUCUUCUUGUUGCAAAGGGAGCACAUAGUAUCACCAGCCAAACUGACGUUACAGAUACGAAUAAGAACAGACAUGGAUGGAGCAUAGCAGUUGCAAGUCAGCUCAAAAGGUACAUAUUCCAGAAGACAAUCCAAAUCUCUGGUGCAUGUAAUGGGAUGCUGAACAUCAUGGAAAACUUUAUAGUGAUAUUGGGAUCCAGCUCCCCCAAAGGAAACAUACCUGCCUGCGCUCCAUUUAUUCGAUCCCAUCUUUGGCUCAACAAAUCAAGGACCCUAUCAUGCAUAAUAGCAGAUGAUCCUUCCUCAACGGCAUCAUCAGUAUCACCAUCACUCUUUCCACUGUCUGUGCCACUUUGGCUGAAGCGAAUCUCAUCAGCACCCUCAAUUUCUGCAAUUUUCUUCGAGAGGCGAUUUCUAUUCUUACCGGCACCGGAAGUAAGUUUUGGGGCUCCAGGGCUUCUAGCAGAUACCAGAUUGUACGACAGGGCCAGUUCAGGAACAUUAAGCUAUAAUGACACAGAGGAGAAAGACAGAAGAAGAAUAGAGGCGUUAGGAAAGGUUAAGUAUGCUCCAUAA